This is a messenger RNA of Trichoderma reesei QM6a, 2181 nucleotides long. Its product is annotated as N-terminal fungal transcription regulatory domain-containing protein. NCBI's taxonomy places the organism in Eukaryota, Fungi, Ascomycota, Sordariomycetes, Hypocreales, Hypocreaceae. Gene Ontology annotation, cellular component: nucleus. Bases 1 to 2181 code for a protein of 726 amino acids. The record is from RefSeq and is a predicted model, not a curated record. The transcript is spliced from 3 exons. Gene Ontology annotation, biological process: regulation of DNA-templated transcription. Gene Ontology annotation, molecular function: zinc ion binding; transcription cis-regulatory region binding; DNA-binding transcription factor activity, RNA polymerase II-specific.
AUGAGCCCGACCAGCCCUGCCAGCUCUCGUCAAGGCAACGGAAUGCCCAAGCGCAAGAGGAGCGGCGGCAUGGGCCUCGAGAGCAGCCCCGGCAGCAUCAACGAAGACGACCACGGCGACCAGCACGAUCACGGCGAGCACGACAAGAAGCGACAGCCUGGCGUCAAGCGGGCGUGCAACGAGUGUCGCCAGCAAAAGUUACGGUGCAAUGUCGUUCAGGAACCUUUCCAAAGCUGCUCGCGGUGCAACCGCCUGAAGCUCGAGUGCAAGAUCGAAUCAAACUUCAAGCGCAUUGGCAAGCGAUCCAAACACGCCGAGAUGGAAAAGGAGAUUGACCGCCUGCGGCGUAACAUUGCUCGCGCCCAGGCGCAAGGCUAUAUCCUCGAAGACGACGAAACACUCAAUUCUCCAAUGGCUCCCAGCACCGCGACCUACAGCCACACGCGAAACCCUUCUCUGAUGGGCUCCGACGAGGCUGUUUCCUCGCUGCUCCACCUCAAGAGAGGCGGAUCGUACAGCAUGCCGCGCUUCUCCCACGAAUUGGAAGGCGUCCAGUUGACGGACGAAGCAGUCACCCACCUCUUCAACGAAUUCUUCGCCUUCUACCAUCCUUUCCUUCCAUUCCUCAACCCUCAGCAGUCUCCGGACCAAUACCACCAACAACAUCCUCUCCUUUUCUGGUCCAUUGUUGCCGUUGCUGCGCGUCGCUUCAGCCCCGCCAACUGCGCCAACCUCAUCUCGAACCUGUCUGGACCCCUUACUCGAUUCCUGUGGACCACCAUUGGCGAGGUACCGAGCAACUACUACGUUGUCAAGGCCAUGUGCCUGCUCUGUGCAUGGCCGCUGCCCACCAGCACAACCACUUCGGAUCCGACUCACAUCCUCUGCGGUGUCAUGAUGAAGACGGCCACGGGCAUCGGCCUGCAUCGCCCCAACCACAUCCAGGACUUCUCGAGAACAUCCGUCGAUCUCAACAAGGAGCAGCUUGCCGACCGUGUCACCACGUGGGCUGUGUGCAACAUUGUGGCACAAAACAUCGGCACCGGCUACGGCCAACCAGCUUCUUCGCUGUACGACUGGACGCUGGCCCUCCGGCCCGGGGACGAUCCGGCGCUGCAUUUGUCUCCCGAGCUGGAGGCUCGGCUCCAAAUCGAAAGAUUUUGCGACAAGGUCUCCAAGGAGAUGUAUAGCAACGCAAGUGAUCCCAGGGGCGUUGCUGGGGAUGAGCAUAGGGCGAUGCUCAUGCGCGUAUACCGGCGUGAGUACUCGGAACUGUAUGCUUCCAUCAUGUCUCAGCAGCUGGGCCCUGUCGUCAACCUCCACCUGCGCGCUGCCGCCCUCCACAUGAGGCUGGCCGGCUUCUUCGACUCCAGCAAGACGCCGGGCUACCUGGACGACCUGAUGGGCCUGUGGCGGGCGACAGUCAGCUUCUUGGAUGACCUCUUGGAAGUCGACAAGGUGUCCUCUCCGCACGACAAUAUCGGGGGCACCUUUUUGCUCUAUGCCACCAACUACAUCCAGCAGAUGCUGGUUGCCGCUGCCUUUACCCUGCUCAAGCUGAUGCGGUCCUUCUUCUCCAAGACGAUUGACUUCCAGCGCGGGCGAAACCUCUUCCACCGUUCCAUUCAGGCCAUCCGGGCCACCAGUGUGGUUACCAAUGACUUGCAGUGGCGUUUGGCCGAGCUAAUGGUGCAGAUGUGGAACGGCGCCCGUUUGGACCAGAAGAACUACAACCAAGAAGACGACUCGCCCAUCCAAGUCGACGACAGCCUGCAGCUCAAAGUUCGAUGUCGCCACAGCAUGAGCCUUGUUUUCGACUCCGUCUGGCGAUGGAGAGAGGAGUAUCAAGCUUUGGGCAGAGGAUCGCUCGAAGCCGCCUUGAAGCAUCCUACAAAUCCGGAUUCGGCCAAUGAGUCCUCAGCCGCGUCCUCGCAACUUGACAGCACGUUGAUGCCAUCACACAGUCUCCCCACGUCCAACAACAUGCUCCCUGCGAAUGGUGUACUAACACCAGGCGCCCCAGGCUUGUCUGCUGCCCCUGCAACCGGAACGACCAGCAUGAUUGGAAACAUCAACUAUGGCGGCGACACCAACUAUGACUUUUUCGAUCCCCAGCACUGGAUGCUGGACGGCCUCCUUGACUUCAACUAUUCGUUUGUGCCGCCCCUCGAAGGUGCAUAG